Mauremys mutica (yellowpond turtle) is the source of this 2113-nucleotide messenger RNA. RefSeq names its product platelet activating factor acetylhydrolase 2 (gene PAFAH2). The record is from RefSeq and is a predicted model, not a curated record. Lineage: Eukaryota; Metazoa; Chordata; Testudines; Geoemydidae. The transcript has 11 exons. Gene Ontology annotation, molecular function: 1-alkyl-2-acetylglycerophosphocholine esterase activity. Bases 205 to 1368 code for a protein of 387 amino acids.
CCGUGCCCGGGUUCCGAUUCCAGCUGUCUGGCUGAUCUUGGGCAAGUCACUGUCCCGCUCGGUGCCUCAGUUUCCCCACCUGUCCUAUUGGGAUAAUAUUUCCCUGCUUUGUAGGUUGGUGUCGGCCCCCUAAGAUCCUGGCACAGAAGGUUUUAUAUAAGAUCAAGUGUUGUCACUCAGGUGCUAUCUCCAGCUCAGGAAGGCAUGGGGGGAGCACAGUCCCUCAGGCUGCCCCAUGGGAAAGGGCCUCACCAAGUGGGCUGCACGGAUGUGAUGGUGGGCCCCAACCGGAAGGGGCUUUUCUUCCGGUUGUUUUACCCCUGCCUUCCCCAGGCGGGGGCAGAGCAACCUCUCUGGAUCCCACGCCGUGAGUACUGCGAGGGGCUGGCCGAAUACAUCAACCUGAAGUGGUGCACCCCGCUGCUCAAUGUGACUUUCGGGUCCUACAGAGUUCCAGUGAGAUGGAAUGGGCCUUUUAAGGCAUGUGGCAGCAGGUACCCACUGAUCAUAUUCUCCCAUGGCCUGGGAGCCUUUCGAACCGUCUACUCGGCUGUCUGUGCGGAAAUGGCCUCCCGUGGCUUUCUGGUGAUGGCGCUGGAGCACAGAGACCAUUCUGCCUGUGCAACUUACUUUUGCAAGGCAGAGGCUGGGGGGUCCGAUUCCCUGGAGGCUGCGCUGCAGGAGGAAUGGAUCCCAUUUCGAAGGGUCCAAGAAGGGCAGAAGGAAUUUCAUUAUCGAAACCCACAGGUUCAUCAAAGAGCAAAUGAGUGUGUGCGAGGGCUCAGGCUGGUGCAGGACAUCAGCAGCGGCAAAGCUGUCACCAAUGUCUUGCACAAAGGAUUUGAUCUGUCUGCACUGAAGGAGAGUGUGGAUUUGACUAAAGUCGCUGUAAUGGGCCACUCUUUCGGAGGAGCGACCGCAAUUCUAGCCCUUUCUAAAGAGGACCAUUUUAGCUGCGCCGUUGCUCUCGAUGCCUGGAUGUUCCCUUUGAAGAACGAUCUCUACCACAAGGUGACCAAGCCGGUGCUUUUUAUCAACACGGAGAAAUUCCAGACUGCAGAAAGUGUUGCCAAAAUGAAGAGACUCAGCUCCAGAAACAGGCAGACCAAGAUCAUAACCAUCCUGGGAUCUGUGCAUCUGAGUCAGACUGACUUCACUUUUCUGGCUGGGAAUCUCCUGAACAGACUGUUCCAGACCAGAGGCACCCUGGACCCCUACGCAGGCUUGGACAUCACCAACAGGGCGGCGCUUGCUUUCCUGCAGAAACAUCUGAGGCUUGAGGAAGAUUUUGAUCAGUGGAAUAAUCUCCUGGAAGGCAUUGGUGACUCGGUGAUUCCAGAGGCGCCUCUCUGCAUCUCCAGCCUUUAGAGACACUGUCUGCUGGUCCGUCCCCAUGGAUGUUAGGCAUCCUACGUACCAGGAAGAUAGUAGCUUCACCUUCAAUCAGCAACUCCAGUAACUCUGCAAAAGGCACGUGUAAUCAUGCAGCUGCUGAUGGAAUCCAGAGACGUGGAGCCCUCGCUGAGCCAGAAUUCAUGCUGGAACCGGAAGACUUAGAGGCCCUGACUGGUCGAGGGUUGGCCAUGGAACCCAGAGACUGGGCCCUCCUCUGGUCUAGAACUCACCAUCGAGAGCAGACUGGGGCGCCUGGCUGCUCUAGAACUGAUUUUGGAACCUAGAAAACUGAUGCCUUAUUGGACAGAAGCAGAUGUGAGGUGUGGCUUAGCGGGCCCCCUUUUGACAGGUCCCAAACUUUUCUCUCUGCCCCUUCAAAUCCCUCCUCUAAAUCCAUUUCUUUCCAAAAGUCUUUCACACAUGAGACCUGCCUUGGUCCCCUUUGACUCUUACCAACACCCCAUGCACUUUGUGUGGCUGCACUUUGUUGUCUACACCUGAACCUACAUUGCACUAGUUUCCGACAACGGAGGGAAAAUCUCUCUUCUUGUGUUAAACCCUCAGAAGCCCCUCCUGUGAAUUACCUGAGGUAUUAAUGCUGCUGUGGUAAUUAUGUCAGUCAAAAUGGUAUCGUCUGUAAAAUGGUGCCUAUAUUAGAAACUGUAUUUUCUUCUCUCUUAAAUGUGCAUUAAAUGAAGAUGGAGAAUAUUGUUCAUAA